AUGCAAACCGGAGAACAGGUCACACUGAUCUUUGCCAUAUUUACUGCCAUAAUAACUCUGGUUAUAGUGAUUUACUACAAAUUCUGUAAACCAAAGGCUAAUUGCUUUCGGAGAGAGAGUGUGAGUUACUCGAGCUUGUGGAUCUGCUGCCAUCUGAAAGACUCUUCUGUCGGGUUCUGCUCUACUUACAUUGCUCCCAUGACUUCUCUACCACAAUUUCAAACGGGUGAAAUUAUCACUUUCUACAUGCUGGGAUUCACCUUUCUUAUGACGGUUUCCGUUGUUGUUUACUAUAAAUAUGUCGCACAAAACGUUUCUGGUCGGUCGAUAGGCGGUUUGACGUGUCGAAGCAGUGGACGAUCACAAAAGUCAACCAGAUGUGAAGAGUUCAUGGAUCGGUUUGUACGUCGUCGUAAAUCUUAA
Molecule: messenger RNA, 423 nt
Organism: Haemonchus placei
Lineage: Eukaryota; Metazoa; Nematoda; Chromadorea; Rhabditida; Trichostrongylidae
Source: the annotation of a GenBank genome assembly